Molecule: messenger RNA, 1101 nt
Organism: Schistosoma turkestanicum
Lineage: Eukaryota; Metazoa; Platyhelminthes; Trematoda; Strigeidida; Schistosomatidae
Source: the annotation of a GenBank genome assembly
CUGAAACUGUCAGUAGAAUUUAAAUGCACAAGACAUGUCUAUUAGAAUUUAUUAUUAUACUAUUCAUCAAACUGAUUAAUGCAGAACAUCAAGAUCACAUCAUUUAUUGGGAUGCUAGUAACUUGAAAUAUAAAGAGACCUAUGAUGAAUUGUAUGUCAAUGAGGGAGAUAAUUUGGUUUUCAUCUGUUCAUCGAAUGAAGCACACGUAAGAAAUCUUUACUGGACAAAAGAUCCUCGAGUACAAAUGAGAUGCAACAAAACGAUAUCAAUAAAAUUCAUUAAACUAUUAGAUUGCUUUAGUAAGAAGUCAUUGAAUGAAUUUAUACUUAAAGUCAGUCGAUUCCCAGAAAUCACAUCACUGCCUAGUUUUGAUUACAAUACACCUGUACAUUUUAUAGAUCAUCCAUUUACAUGUCAGAAAAAUAACUUUCGACUAAGUUUCAAACUAGCAAAUAAUUCUGUAAAUAAUAAAAUUAACUAUUCUGCUUUUGAUGUUCUAAAGUUUCCUACAUCAGAAUCGCAACUAACAGAUCAUAAAAAAUUUGUAUUUAGUUCAAACGACACGUUACAAUAUCAUUCAAAAACUGAACUAUUUCUACAAACUCCAAUCACAUACUCUAAUCAUACAUAUAUUAUCAAAGAAGUAACGAUAGAUUGGAAAGAAUAUAAAUUUCUGUUUGUGUCAGCUAUAUUUGCAUUUCUUACAUUGAUUGGUAUACAGAUAAUUUUAUGCAGUUUUUGGUUACCUAAUUCAAUUGUAAACAAAUUUUCGAAAUAUUUCAAAAAAUGUAAACGUAAAAGAACGCACGAAUUUCAAUUGAAUCACAUAGGUUACAAAUAUGAAAUAAAAAGUUUGAAUGUAGACAAUGGUAUUUCUUCAAUGCCCAAAAUAAAUUCAUCAAAUGAAUGCAGCAUCGUAACAAACCCACACCAAUGUACAUGUUCAGCUGAACCAAUUGUUACACAUACACACUGACAUAAAUAUGUUUAAAACAGAAUUCUUAAUAUUCGUAAAAGUUUAUUUUACAAUGUUGUGUUCUGUGGUUAGAUUAGUGGAUAUACAUAGAUGAAUUUAAAAACUAUUGUCGAUUAGUGAUUCA